Molecule: messenger RNA, 573 nt
Organism: Ornithodoros turicata
Lineage: Eukaryota; Metazoa; Arthropoda; Arachnida; Ixodida; Argasidae
Exons: 3
Coding region: 100-573 (157 amino acids)
Source: RefSeq, a predicted model, not a curated record
UUUGUGUCUGCAGUUUCUUGCGUUUCUCACAGUUGAUCGUUACUGAUCAUACGUGAUACGAUAAGUGAUCGUGCUGUGAACGCUCACUGUUCGCCGAAUAUGCCUGGUUACGGAUGUCUGGUUGAAGGGUGUCCGAAUGCGGCGUACUCAUCGGAUAUUCGGUUUCAUGGUUUACCGAGUGACGACCAGCGGCGGCAGCAAUGGCUUGCGACAGUCCCGUCACGACUCUGGCAAGGUAGAAAGCUGGAGAACAUUCGGUUCUGUGAACGGCAUUUUACACCUUCCGACUACGUGAUGCACCCCUCUGUGUCACGACGACUCGGACUGCAGCGACAGAUGUACCGCCUGGAGAAGACGGCAGUUCCUUCUUUGAAUCUAGCUGCAGUUGCAGAGGCUGAUCGUCACAUGGAAGUCGAAGACUCUCAAGCUGACUGGCUGGAAGUGGUCACAUCUCGUGAGUCUCAUCAGACUACUACCACUAGCCAAGCUGCCUCAUUAGUGGAACUUUCCCACCUGGACCUUCCUGUUGGACAUGAGGUAUGCAGCACAUAUCCUUUCACAUUGUGCACUUGA